AGAUACAACAGCAACAUCUACUACCAUUACUACUCCUACUACUACUACUACAACUACUACCACCACCCGACCAUUGUCAGCAACACUGGUGGUCCAGGUAGAUCCCUGUCGUCGUACUUACACCAGUGACGAUAAUUAUGCAAAUAUGCCAGCCGUAUGUGAAUGCGGUCGUACACUGAUGGCUGGAUGGCAAUGCAACUUUUGUCGCAAAAACUGUCUUUAUUGCCACCGCGCGCUUACAACCGAUCCUCAAGAUUACUGCGAUCGGUGUUUCUGUCUUUGUAACGUGCAUGGCCUUUACCAUCAUUACAAUGUCAAGACCGGUUACCGACUUGUUCAGUGUCCUUCCUGUCAACAACAACAACAACAACAACAACAACAACAAUCCCGAUAAAUUUCUGUAACCUUAACACGCACCCCAAC
Messenger RNA from Zychaea mexicana, 423 nucleotides. RefSeq lists its product as uncharacterized. Bases 146 to 394 code for a protein of 82 amino acids. NCBI's taxonomy places the organism in Eukaryota, Fungi, Mucoromycota, Mucoromycetes, Mucorales, Lichtheimiaceae. The record is from RefSeq and is a predicted model, not a curated record. The transcript has a single exon.